CGUCCUCUUCUGCAUUGCAUUCUGCUCAGUGGGUGGGUCAUUUAUUUUUUUAAGUUUUUAUUGUCAGUGGGAGUGUCUAACCUCUACAUAAACAGCUUAGUUCAGAGGAAGUGAGAUCUGUGAAGAGUCUUGUGCUUCACUUGGACGAUACAAGAUGCAGGGAGUUACUUUAUGGCUGCUGGUGGGAGUGUGUGUCUGGGACUUCACAGCCUGCUCCAUCGCAUGCCAUGAUGGCAGCAGCUGUCCUGAUAAUAACACCUGUUGCUUGACUGAAAGUGGAUAUAAGUGCUGUCCAUAUCCAGAUGCUGUGUGCUGCUCUGACCUGGCCCACUGCUGCCCUGCGGGGUAUCGCUGCGUCCUGACCACCAAGACGUGUGAAAGAGUAAACCAGCCCUGGAUCAAGAUGCCAAUGGUUAAGAAGAUGAGUGCAGAGCCAAACAAACCUGUUCUACCUGAGUCUCCUCAGAUUACCCAGGAAGUGGAGCGUCAUACUGACUCGGACGAGAAAGCGAGUCCUCUUGUCUUCUGCGACAACUAUCACGCGUGUCCUGAUGGAACUACGUGCUGUAGAAGCCCACAAGGCUUCUGGUUCUGCUGCCCAUACUCUCCUGCUUGGUGCUGUGUGGGUGGCUCCCGCUGUUGUCCAUUGGGCUACGACUGUGACAUCACUCAAACGCAUUGUGUGAAACAAAACCUGAGAUUUCCCUUCACCCCCAAAUUAAGUCUGUCGGCAUUUCCAGCCUCACGCAUUUCAGCUUUGGAAGAUGAACGUUUGAAGGAGACACCUAUGACAGCUCUAACAGAGGCCAGCGACGGUCCCUUUGGAGUUGGAGUCAUUCGUUGCGAUUCCUCGUUUUACUGUCAAGCAGGACAAACAUGCUGCAAGACGGUAGCAGGCCAGUGGAGCUGCUGUCCCUACCCACUGGGCAUGUGUUGCAAGGAUGGCGUGCACUGCUGUCAGUAUGGCUACACCUGUGGCCCGUCCUCCUUGACCUGCAGGUCACGUUACUCUCAGCUCCCAUCAGGAAAAAAACAAGAUGCCAAAACAGAUUUUUAAAAUGCACUGUGCCAAAUGUAAUCAAAAUAUUGAAGUUGUUCAUCAUUUCACUUUCUUGGACAUGAAUUGCACUGAACAAGCUGAUGUAUCAUUUGUGGCAUGUCAGCAUUUUAUACUUAAUGUUCUUGUGAUCAAAUCUUAAUAGCUGAAUAAAGCACUCUCAUAUUUUUCAUUAAA
Molecule: messenger RNA, 1234 nt
Organism: Betta splendens (Siamese fighting fish)
Lineage: Eukaryota; Metazoa; Chordata; Actinopteri; Anabantiformes; Osphronemidae
Product: progranulin-like
Exons: 6
Coding region: 155-1057 (300 amino acids)
Cellular component (GO): extracellular region
Source: RefSeq, a predicted model, not a curated record